CCUCAAACUGUGUGUGCACACAUUCGCUUUUCCUCGGUUCGUGGAUAAAUGUACACGAUAUCUCGAGAUACGCGCGAGAUAAUCGGUGUAAUUGUGCCAAUCAAGGAGGUCGAAUCCUCGGUUCCGAAUAAAACGGUUCGCGCCGUUUCGAAGGAACCUCAGACACCGCAGAACCAUCCGAUGUAAUGCGACCGGAACAGCGAACGGUCUGAUUUGUUUAUUGUUGUUGUUCUUAGUGUUGUCGUCGUUCCUCUUUCCUUCCUGUAGCAACGGCGGUGACGGAGGAGCAGCAACAGCAGCAGCAGACAAGAACAAAACCGUUUUAUUGUCGCUUCGUUUGUUCAUUGUUGGUUUCGUCGAAGAGUGAACUUAAUUAGUUGGCAUUGUCUUCGGGGAGACGUCUUCGGGUUCAGUUUCCAUUCGGUGGAUGUCGAGUGUGCAGUGCUUUGGAUUUAAAACAAAAAAAAACUGAUUAUAAUAACUAGAGGAAGAAGACGACAACUGGCGACAUUUGGAAGAAAACAUGAAAUCGUCGCUGAUCUUUGUAAUACUCUGCGCGGGGAUCAGAGCCUACGAAGAGGACGUGCCGAGGUUCUUCACGAACGGCCAUGCAGGAUUCCAAUUCUUCCAUGCCCAGGACAACGAUAAUCACCAGCAGCAUCGUAAACCAGUCACGCAGACGGGAAACGAGUUAAAUGGUUUUAAGACCAUUAAGAGACCGCAAUUUGUCUACACGAACAGCAUCCGAAGGAAGGAUCAGGUCGCUAAUGUGGAUUACGUCAAUGGAAAAAAUGACGACCUCAGAUCGGACAGCUCAAAGGAGGUUGCAAAUGUCCUCGAUUCGACGACCAAAAAAACGCCGCAAACCAUUACUGUAGAUGGCAUCGAUUCAUCAUCAAGUACGAGAAGAACGACUUCGAGUACAACCGCACCGAGUCGAGUAGAGGAUUUGCUGGUAUCCGAACCAUGCACGAUCGCUGCUAACGAGCCUAAGGAUAAAUCUCAAUCGAAGCAUAACAGAUUAAACGUUAAAUUGAUUGCGAGGAAUCAAUCUCGGAUUACGACCAGAUUACCCAGUGUGAAAUCAACGACAGUUAAGAAUUUGGUUAUAACUACCGAACCUCAUGAAUUUUCCAGCCAAGGUGUAAUCAAAGUCACCGUUCUAAGAGAUGAACCUGAAGUUGUAACCAGGAGAGUUUCGUUGAAAUCAACCACAACCGAUGACAACAAGGUACCAAUAGCAACAACCGAAGUAACAAGAAAAAUGCCUCACGUUGAAAAUGAAACGUUCAAAUUAACAACGUUGACAAUUGAUAAACCUGAAACUGCUACAACUGAAACUUCCCCUAAACCAACAACAGCAACAACUAUGAAACCUACCGUAAUCAAAAAAAAUACUUCGACAACUGCAAGACCUAAAACGGUGACUAGGAGAAAAACCAAUAACAACAAUCUAAGAACAACUACCACCACGGAAAGUCCAUCAUCGUUGAAGACACCAGAAGUCGAUAAUGAUAUAAUUGCUACUACAACUUCAAAACCGACAACACCGAAAGUUACUAGAACAAAAUUCUUCAAUCGAAACCAAAAUAAGUUUGUUCCAAAGCCUCAAGAAAACAGCGUUCUGAACCGCGUUGAAGUGAUGGAAAAACGCAAAAAGAUCUACACUGGUUACAUAAGGAAAUUUAAUACAACUGCGAGCGCCAAUCCAACGAGGAAACCAAUCACGAGGAGGACUGUACCGACGCCUCCGCACAAGUUCUUCGCCAGGACCACUUUAAGCACCAUGACGACUUCCCGUUCUACGUUGAAACCCAAUAAGGAUUUGUACGCAAGGAAACCGAGCGAGAAGUUCAUGCAGCUGAGGCAAGGAAACAAGGAGAAGUCGCAGGUCGAGGAUGGGAUUAGCGCUCUGAGGAAGAGGCAUCUAAACAGUCUGAACUACUUCAGGCAACAUUCGCUUAAUUUUGCCAAACAUUGAAGAACGAUGUGGAUACUUUGAUGCAGCCCUAACUUGACUGUGAUGUUACUAUUAUUUAUAUUAUUUAUGCUCUCUAAACUAAGGCCAGAUCCACUAUUCACUAAGAACCCUUUGCGAACUUUGGAAGCCUUCUCUAAUCCGCGACAAAAUUAUGAAACAUGUAUCAUGUGAUUUUUUU
Molecule: messenger RNA, 2159 nt
Organism: Nicrophorus vespilloides
Lineage: Eukaryota; Metazoa; Arthropoda; Insecta; Coleoptera; Silphidae
Product: mucin-5AC-like
Exons: 2
Coding region: 524-1981 (485 amino acids)
Source: RefSeq, a predicted model, not a curated record